Messenger RNA from Haplochromis burtoni (Burton's mouthbrooder), 2163 nucleotides. RefSeq names its product NADP-dependent oxidoreductase domain containing 1 (gene noxred1). Lineage: Eukaryota; Metazoa; Chordata; Actinopteri; Cichliformes; Cichlidae. Gene Ontology annotation, molecular function: pyrroline-5-carboxylate reductase activity. Bases 145 to 1158 code for a protein of 337 amino acids. The transcript is spliced from 6 exons. Gene Ontology annotation, biological process: L-proline biosynthetic process. The record is from RefSeq and is a predicted model, not a curated record.
UUUUGAAAGCCUAACCUCGCUAAGUUAAUGUUGGCAUGGCAACAGAACUGGUUCCCAAAUCUCCAUUGAAAAGUGUUAAGAGCGUAGACUUGGACUAUUUUAAGGGGUUUAACAUUUUAACUGUGUGCUCAAAGAGUGUUGGUGAUGGCGGACAUAGUCGCCGACCUGAGCACUCUGUGUUUUGAGAGCGGGCUCGCUGACGACGAAAAGAAGUUACUUUACCUCCGGGCGCGCUCGGCUGGACUGAUAUUUUGCGGGUGCGAGCACGCAGCUUUCGUGUGUGAGCUCUUUGACUCGCUAAGAUGUGCCAUCAGGAGGCGCACAGCGAAAAUCAGAAAGCCAGUGGCACCAGGAGAGCACGACGACCUCCGCGUGGGUAUACUUGGGUUGGGCCAUCUGGGAAAACAGCUGUGCCUAGCACUUCUUGAAAAGACCAAAAUCAAACCCUCACAUAUUAAGAUCUCCACUAGGAGACCAGAGUUAGCAGUGGAAUUUGUCCAUACAGAAGUUGAAUGUUUCUUUGACAAUCGCAGACUGGCAGCAUGGGCGGAUGUUCUUUUCCUUUGCUGUCUGCCCUCUCAAAUCCCAAAAGUCUGUGUUGAUCUCCGCUCUCAUCUGGCAAAACACUGCCUUGUGUACAGUUUCACCUCUGCCAUUCCCGUCACCAGAUUAGCUAAGCUUCUUGGACACGACUACAUCCUGAAGCCAAAGUAUGACGUUGUCUCUUGUGACACUGUGGAUGUUUGGCUGUCCUGCAGUCAUGUGGCCUCAGCUUUAGCAGAUCCUUUGCUGAUAGAAGCAUCGUGUCCUCUCACAAUGAAAGGAGGUAUUUCUCUGGGUCUGAACUGGGUGUGUGCGGUGCUGUAUAUCCUGUUGAAUAUCUGCACCUCUGCCAGUCUGGGAUCCAGUGAGGCUCUCCUCUUAAUUAAAUCAAUAUUUAAAGAAAAAUGUGGAGACACUGUGCAAUUAAAUGCACACAGUUUCAUCAAUUCAUCCUAUGCAUCUUCUCUUCUCUCAGAUGAGCCUUUUCCCUGGAUUUCACUUAUGGAUGCCCAGAUCAGGGAGACCCCGCUGCUGCGCUUUCUAUCAAGCAGUAAAUCUGUGCAACAGUGCCUCUCUGCAGCUUAUAAAUCCCAGAUGGAGACACCAGCAAAGUGACACACUGAUCAGCCACAGCAUUAAAAUCACUAAUACGUGAACUCAGUCUCUGUGAUGGAAAAAUCUGCUGGGGAACCAUGUCUCAUUUUGAAAGAAUACAUAACAAUACGAAAAAUUAAAAAGUAAAUAAAAGUCUGUUUAGCUUUUUGUGACCUGUCUUAAAUAAUGAGGCUGGUCAGUGUGCUUCCAAUUCAAAAUUUGUAUUACUGUGUUACAUUUUCAAUUUUGAAUGAAAAUCAUUUUAUAACAUGAAGGACUCACUAAAGUUUGUGAAAUGUAGAUAGGUUUACUUCAGAUACUUUUAUGCAGUACAGUUACAGUGCUAUGCAAAAGUCUCAAGCUUAAUAUGUUUUUUAUUUUCUCUAUUAAGCCACUUAACACUGACCUAUGAAACAUUAAAGCAUCAAAAAAUGCACUCAUGGAUGAACAAGUGUUGUCUCUAUACAGCACAGGCGACUUGGGAAAGAACCAAUUUUAAGUUGUAUCUGUAGCUACUUUGGUGAUGGCAGCCUCUUGCAAAAAACCUGGACCUUCAUCUACUGUUCACUGCAGCCUUGUCAGUAAAGAUCUCAGUGGAAAGACUUCUGUCAAGAAGCCUAUCUUAAGGAAAAUGGGGAGAAACAGCUGAAGUAUACCAAAUUACACACCAAAUGAACUGAAGACAGGUCCGAUGGAGUAAUGAAUCCAGAUGUGACAUACAGAGGAGAUUGGGGUGAGGUACAACAGUGAGUGUCUACAGCCAUCUGCAAGACACGGUGGAGGCAGUGUCAUACUUUGGGUUGGCAUUUAAGCCAGUGGUGUUGGGGAUCUUGUUGAAAUUAAUGCAACAACAUUAGGUUUGAUUGCCAAAAGCUUCAUUUUUCAGCAUGACGAUGAUCCCACAUGCACUGCCAAUGCAUUAAGAGCAUACUACGCACAGGGGAACACUGCCAGUCAUGGAUCGCCUCCCCAGAUCCUGGACCUCAACAAUAUUGAAACAGUGUGGGAUCAUCUUGACAGGGAAUG